Molecule: messenger RNA, 2430 nt
Organism: Hordeum vulgare subsp. vulgare (domesticated barley)
Lineage: Eukaryota; Viridiplantae; Streptophyta; Magnoliopsida; Poales; Poaceae
Product: LRR receptor-like serine/threonine-protein kinase IOS1
Exons: 9
Coding region: 1-2289 (762 amino acids)
Biological process (GO): protein phosphorylation
Molecular function (GO): protein kinase activity; ATP binding
Source: RefSeq, a predicted model, not a curated record
AUGGCAGCAAACAUCAAUGAGCGGAUGAUGCAACUGUGUUGGUGGUCAGAUGCAACCGACAUGGGAGCAAGUUGCCACCGUGCUGGGGGUUUCAUAAGCAUUGACUGCGGAUAUACAGCAAGGCCUGAGUACACUGACCGCAAGACAAAUUUAACGUAUGUAAGCGAUGCGGGUUUCACUGAUGCAGGAUUAAGCCACACGGUUGACUUGGGUAGAGUGUUGAGAGCCGACCUUGCACAACGCUACUCUACUGUCCGCUUCUUCCCCAACGGAACGCGCAACUGCUACACGAUGCGGUCCCUGGAAUCUGGUGGCAAGUACUUCGUCAGGGCUGUGUUUGCUUAUGGUGACUAUGACACGCUAAACAAACCCCCAACCUUUGAUCUUUAUUUUGGGGUCAACUACUGGACGACGGUGACCAUUGUCAAUGCCAGUAUGCCAUAUGGGUUUGAUAUGAUCGGCAUAUCCCCUGCCAACUACUUGCAGAUUUGCUUGGUGAACACAGAAUCAGGAACUCCUUUCAUCUCAGGGCUUGAUUUGAGGCCGCUCGCAGCAAACCUCUAUCCGGAGGUCAAUCUGACACAGUCCCUGGUUUUGCUCAGCUUUUUCCGUCCGACAGUCGCUUUUGGGUUCAACCGCUACCACUUUGGAACAGACGAUCACCACAUUAGGUACCCAGUUGAUCCCUACGACCGUGUGUGGCAGAAGUAUGAAGAUGUUCCCAGCUGGACGGACGUGUUGAACAAAACCAACGGGACAGUCAAGAAUCCUCUGACCGACCAAUACGGUCCACCAUCUGCACUGAUGCGUAGUGCGUCCACCCCAUUGAACGCCUCGAGAAUGGACAUAUCGUGGAGCACGGAUUCAUCCAUGAGUCCUGCUGCUGACACCAGUUACAUUGUGCUACUCUAUUUCACUGAGUUGGAAGUAGUACAAGGCACGAGACAAUUUCAUGUCUUUGUGAAUAACAACCCGUUAGAGGCUGCAUUCAGUCCGACCUUCUUGGAGACUACUGUUCUUCGGGGGACCGUGCAAGGCCCUGGUCCUCAUAUUGUCUCUCUUGUAGAGACAUCAAGCUCCACGCAUCAGCCUGUGAUUAGUGCCAUGGAGAUCUACAUGCUGCGUCCGUUUAAUCAAUCUAGCAUUGACUCACAAGAUAAAAAGAAGAACAAGACAAUACUCGUGCUCCAGAUUGCUGUUCCACUAAUUGCUGCAAUGGUUCUACUGUUUGUGGCUCUACUUGUGCUUUGGCAGAAAAGUAAGAAGAAACCAGAUUUGGCUCGUUCCACUCGUCCAUUUGAGAACCGGAGGUUCAAGUACAAGGAGCUCAAGCGCAUCACAAAUAACUUCAACCGUGAAAUUGGAAGGGGUGGGUUUGGCCCUGUCUAUGUCGGUUAUUUGGAGGAUGGAACUCCUGUUGCAGUGAAGAUGCAGUCUAAGGCAUCUUUACAAGGGAAAGAAGAAUUUCUGGCUGAGGCUCACCACCUGGCUAGGGUUCAUCACAGGAAUUUGGUCUCUUUGGUUGGUUACUGCAAGGACAAGAAACAUCUAUGCCUUGUCUACGAGUACAUGGAUGGUGGGAAUCUACAGAAUCGGCUCACAGGUCAAGAACCACUUAAUUGGCUGCAACGCCUUAAUGUUGCGUUGGACUCUGCCUAUGGGCUGGAGUACUUGCACAAAUCCUGCAGCCCGCCGUUGAUCCAUAGAGAUAUUAAGACCGGGAACAUCCUUCUAACUGCCAAUCUGAAUGCCAAGUUGUCGGAUUUUGGGCUGUCAAAGGCUUUCAGCAGUGAAACCAGAACACACACGACCACCCGGGUGGCCGGUACCCCUGGAUACCUUGACCCGGAGUACCAUGAGACCUCCCAUCUAAGAGAGAGCAGCGAUGUGUACAGCUUUGGGACUGUUCUCCUGGUGCUCAUCUCGGCGCAACCAGCGAUCAUCACCGUCGGCACAGAAAGGAAAGCCAUCGGCCGUUGGGUGCGAGUCAGGCUCUUGGAAAGCGAUAUCGAGAGCGUGAUUGACCCAAGGAUAAGGGGAGAUUGCGAUCUCAACUCGGUAUGGAUGGUGGUGGAACUGGCUCUGCACUGCACGGAGCACAAGGGGCAGGACCGGCCAAAGAUAGCAGAGGUUGUGGAGCGGCUCAAGGACAGCUUGCAGCUGGAGACGUCGUCGCGCUCUCUGAGGUCCAACUCCAACUCGAGCGGGGCAGGUGGUUCUGUGUCUGCGGACGCCGAGUCUGUUGGUGUCCUUGACGCUGAACUCAGUGGAGAGGCAUCAGCGCGGUGACAUGCGUGCUUGGAUCGUCGCUGAGGCUCGCUCAACUGACCGGACAAACAUCGGCACUGUAGCCGGAGAAACUUGUUAGCUAAGAGCAUCUUCAACAGUCCGUAUGUUCAAUCGUUGGUAUAAGGGCAUCUCCAAUGGUUG